AUGGUUUGGAGUCAACUAGAGUUGGAGGCUCCCCAUAUAGCGUACGCAUGUGUUGGGAUAUUUAGUACGCUAUUCUCGUUAGUAUCCCUUUUCGUCAAGGAACGUCUUUAUAUCGGUGAAGCAACCGUGGCCACCAUCGCCGGACUCAUAAUUGGGCCACAUUGUCUAGAUUGGUUCAACCCUGUAACAUGGGGAAACACCGACUAUAUAACAUUGGAAAUAUGUCGUAUUGUCCUUUGUAUUCAAAUCGUUGCCGUGGCUGUAGAAUUACCCAGAAAAUAUAUGAAGAAGCAUUGGGUGUCUGUGACGAUUUUCUUGUUGCCCGUCAUGACCUUUGGGUGGCUCACGGUCGGAUUAUUUAUUUGGUGUUUGAUUCCUCAUUUUUCAUUCAGUGAUGGAUUGCUCGUGGCAGCAUGUGUCACAGCCACCGAUCCUGUGUUGGCUGCUGCCGUUGUCGGUAAGGGGAAAUUUGCCCAGAGAGUGCCAGGACAUUUGAGGAAUUUACUUUCUGCCGAAUCAGGAUGUAAUGACGGUAUGGCAUUUCCAUUUAUCUUUUUGGCAUUGUAUAUAAUUACCCACAGGGGUGAACCAGGCUUGAUUGUCAAGGACUGGUUCUUGUUGACUAUUUUUUGGGAAUGUCUAUUUGGAUGUUUAUUAGGGGCUGUCCUAGGGUACGUUCUUAGAAAACUCGUUGCAUUUGCAGAAAGAAGAAACUUGAUUGAUCGAGAAUCAUUCCUUGCCAUUUUUGUAUUCUUGGCAUUCAACUCAGCUGGUAUUGGAUCCAUGUUGGGAGUUGACGAUUUAUUAGUUUCAUUUGCCGCCGGUACAGCAUUUGGAUGGAAUGGAGACUUUGCCAAAAAGACAGAGGAAUCACACGUGUCCACUGUCAUUGAUUUACUUUUAAACUUGUCGUUUUUCGUGUACUUUGGUGCCAUUAUCCCCUGGCCUCAAUUUAACAAUCCUGCCAUUGGCCUUGACGUUUGGCGACUUGUUAUUCUUGCAUUUGUGAUUAUCUUUCUUCGUCGUUUACCCGCGGUUAUCGCAUUCAAACCAUUCACACCAGAUGUUAAAACGUGGAGAGAAGCGUUGUUUUGUGGUCAUUUUGGACCCAUUGGAGUCGGAGCCAUUUUUGCAGCCAUCCUUGCCCGAAAGGAUUUGGAAGCCCAUUAUACUACAGAAGAAACUCCAUUGGCACAUUUACCUAAUGAGGAAUUCCCUCAUUACCAAUUACUCGCGUGCAUUUGGCCCAUGGUUUGUUUUAUCGUAAUUACUUCGAUUGUUGUACAUGGUUCCUCUGUAGCUGUGCUUACACUUGGAAGAAGAUUGAAUAGAAUGGCAAUCACCAUGAGUUUUACCACCACCGGUGAAGGAAAUGGACCUACUUGGAUGCAAAGAUUGCAGAAGUUAGAUAAGACAAGCACGACAUUUAGUUUGCAUCGUGUCGACACCAUAGCUGUCACGGAAAAGGAAAAACCCACUGAUGAGCAAGGCGUGGCUACUGGAGUAGAAACCAGUGGGAUAAAAGUACGUCCCGCAGGAGGUGCCAAGCGCCGGGCCCAGCUCAAGAAGAAAAAGAAGAAGAAGAAGAAGAAGCCGGCACAUAUCAUCAAGAAGACAUUGUCGAAGGUUACCACGGGUGGCAUGUCUGAUGAAGAGGAAGAAGAAGAGUAUGAACAUAAAACUGAUCGUCAACGACCACAAACUGAAUUUUUACAAUUGGGGAGAUCAAACAAUUUGGCCCCCAGUGAAACCAGCGAGGACACUGUGGAAGAAAAGCCAAGCUCGCCCAAAGAAGACACUAGUGUUGAAACUGAAGAAACUAUGCAAGGUGGUGUACCCGAUAAGACUUCUGGUAUGAAGAAGUAUGGACAAAGGCCUCCUACUGAAGAGGAGAAACGGUCUAUACCUACCGUAGCUUAUCAAGAUGGUGAUCAAAUCAUAAUUGAAGAUCAAUACGGGGAAAUUAUGGAUUCGCUUAAGCUUCAACAACGUGCCAAACCUGCACCAGUUGAACCCGUCGAAUCAUUCACGAAUAUUAAUGAUGACGACGAUGCCAGUGUCCAUUCAGAAGCAUCAUUGCAACGUCGACUUAGCCAAUAUGCGUCGGCAGAUUCCGAGUACUCAUUUAAUGACGAGAAGCAAGAGCAGGAUGACACCGACUUGUCGCCUAUUCGUAAGAGAAUUAGUCGGUCUAUAUCGAAAAAGACCAAGGUUUUAUAUAGGAAGGACGAUCCGCACCGUAAGAAGGUGUAUGCUCAUCAAGUUGAUGAUUUAAUUGUGAUUGAGAAUGAAGAAGGGGAGAUUAUCAGAAGGUACAAGGUUAAUAGACAUCAUAGUAAGUUUAGAAAUCCACCUCAAGAACAAGAAGGAGGAACUAGACCCAGAUCAACUACGUUGGUUGGCAAGAUGAAACUGAUUCUUGGAUUUAAUGAAAGCGAACCAACUUCUCCUACAACGCCAACUAUUCAAGUGUCAAAUUAUGACUUGGAACAAGGUAAUUCAAAUAUGAUUAUUCCUCACGAGGGAGAUGAAGGAGAUACAAAAUUAGAACAUAAGUUGUCAAACAUGUUGAGUAAGAAAAAGAGUCCUCCACCACGGGUACUUUCUGAUGAAGAUGAAGAAGAUAGUAAUGAGUCACAGGAUUCGGAAGAGGAUGUUUCAGAAGUUGAUUCAGAAGUUGACUCUGAAGAAGAUUCCGACGAGCAUGAAACUGAGGUCGAAAAGAGGAGGAGAUUACAAGCAUUGGGUAAAUUACCUGUACAUCGCCACCAAGACGAUGAAGAAGAUUAG
Molecule: messenger RNA, 2790 nt
Organism: Spathaspora passalidarum NRRL Y-27907
Lineage: Eukaryota; Fungi; Ascomycota; Pichiomycetes; Serinales; Debaryomycetaceae
Gene: CNH1
Product: Cnh1p
Exons: 1
Coding region: 1-2790 (929 amino acids)
Biological process (GO): intracellular potassium ion homeostasis; proton export across plasma membrane; sodium ion export across plasma membrane
Cellular component (GO): plasma membrane
Molecular function (GO): sodium:proton antiporter activity
Source: RefSeq, a predicted model, not a curated record